This is a messenger RNA of Cantharellus anzutake, 1061 nucleotides long. RefSeq lists its product as uncharacterized. Bases 378 to 869 code for a protein of 163 amino acids. The transcript is spliced from 5 exons. The record is from RefSeq and is a predicted model, not a curated record. NCBI's taxonomy places the organism in Eukaryota, Fungi, Basidiomycota, Agaricomycetes, Cantharellales, Hydnaceae.
CAAACCAAUUCUUCUCUGGCUCGAGGACUUUGCAAUCAAAUUCGAAUGAAGACAUAAGCCGACGGUACUCCACUGACAGCAGACCAUAACGUUGAAUGGGUUGUACGUCACCGGGGGAUAACCAAGAUUAUAUAAUGCCGGGGGCCGGGUUCAAUCACCGCCCACGUUCGCACAACACUACCAUUGCCAUAAGUGAACUGAUGAGAGUUGUUUUGGCCAAUCUCCUGCAUAUAUUGCUACUUUCCCACGACUGCCGCAGCAUAGGAUGCGCAGCGAACGAUAGUUCCAGGGAUGAUUGUGGCGGAGCAGGUGGAGAGCUAUAAAUACUAUAUAGUUCUUGCUUCUUUGCUCGCCCAGACUCACUAGCGUCAACAAAUAUGUUCGGAUUUUUCAUGACGAGUCAGCCUAAAGCGACAAGCAAUAUCCAAACCCAACAGCCUGGUGCUACCCAGAUGGUCAUCCCCUCCCAAGCACCCCCAGAGGAGUCGCAACAGACCCAAUCGCAGACAAAGGCCCCUCUCCGUCUUCGUGGAGGAGGUAACUUCAUCAAGGAUUGUUUCAUUUGUUGCUUGUGUUGCUGUGCUUUGGAGGACAUUUGUGUACGUUCAUCUGUCCUAUUGUGUCCUCUUUGUCGUUCAUCACCUAUCGUUCGCUUUAGUGCUGCGAGAUUGAAGAGUGUUGCGGUUGCUGCAACUAUGAUGAUUAGGAGAACUCGGACCUCGCUCCGCGGACCCGCAGGCGUGUUUGAGUCGGACUUGAAAGCAGGCUCGAUAUGCAAUUGGACUUUCGCACUCCUACACGUAGUUAGGGACUUAUCAAGCUAUCAGAAUCAAGUUUUCAUUAUUGGUGCCAGUUUUCGAUCUCCAUAGCAGCACUUCUACGACAUCAUGAAUCGCGACAUUGGGGUUUUUGAUGUCUUUCAUCUCGCGUUUUUGCGUGAAACUGUCCGCCGUUCGUGCGAAAUCAACUCAAGAAAUCUGGGCUCGGUGAGGGCUCUGCUUUCGCCAGAGCCUGUAUUUAUGCAUCCCGGACAAAGACAUUGCAGGCAAUCGUGCCUAGAU